Messenger RNA from Neurospora tetraspora, 525 nucleotides. RefSeq lists its product as uncharacterized. The record is from RefSeq and is a predicted model, not a curated record. The coding region runs from base 1 to 525 and encodes 174 amino acids. NCBI's taxonomy places the organism in Eukaryota, Fungi, Ascomycota, Sordariomycetes, Sordariales, Sordariaceae. The transcript is spliced from 2 exons.
AUGAAGGCCGCUCUCCUCCCCCUCGCCGCCAUGUUCGCCGUCGCCGCGGCCCAGACCACCUCCGUCUGCGGCGCCGCCUACAUUGUCGAGACCUGCCUCGGUACCGAGAACAGCAGGCUCGCCUUGUGCGGCCGCGACGACUACGGCUGCAAGUGCGCGCAGUAUCCCAACAUCAUUGCCUGCUACAACAACUGCCCCAACGAUCCCCGCAAGGCAUCCGACAUGGGUCAGCGUGACACCUGGUGCGCUCUCGACAAGCAAUACCCGUCCUCCACCAGCAAGGUCGCCGUGGCCACCACCAACGUGAACACCGCUCCCGCCGCCGCCGCCACCACCGCCGCCUCUUCCAGCGGCAGCGACAACGAGAACACUGACGACGCCAACACCACCGCCACGGACGCCGCGUCGAGCAACACCGCCUCCGCCCCUUCGAGCUCCGCGACCGGUAACGCCGCCGGUGAGGUCCUUGUGAACGCCGGUGGCUUGCUGGCUGCUGUUGCGGGUGUCGUUGCUGCUGUGCUUUAA